Messenger RNA from Erpetoichthys calabaricus (reedfish), 1034 nucleotides. RefSeq lists its product as uncharacterized. NCBI's taxonomy places the organism in Eukaryota, Metazoa, Chordata, Cladistia, Polypteriformes, Polypteridae. The transcript is spliced from 5 exons. Bases 58 to 960 code for a protein of 300 amino acids. The record is from RefSeq and is a predicted model, not a curated record.
AAAGCAGCUUCUAUUUAAAAAUAGAAAGACGCACACUUUGUGAGCCACCAAUCACUGAUGUGGAUGAAACUCUCAGAAACCUCUCUUUACUGUCAGCUGACUUCAACACACUCAGAAGGAGCUGCACCAGUGCCGAAGAGCCUCAAAUGGCCCACAGCUCACCAAACACAAAGACACGUAACAAACAACAUGCGGGAGAUUGUCUUGUCAGUACUGAUUCUUGGAGAGAUUCUGCAGGUGUCACUAGAGCUCAUCCACCCGGGAAAAAUCACAGCCAACAAAGAAGUGGUCCAAGAAGGCGAGACAGUCACCCUGAAAUGUCUGCUCGCUGCUGAUCACCGCAGACAACGAGAGCAGUACAGGGUCUACCUGUUGCAGAACGGGAGGCGGGUCCAGCAGGACAUGGGCUCUAGCCAUCUGGGCGGUGCCAAUUUCAAGAUAGAACAAGUCACCUUGGAGAAGGCUGGACGUUAUGAAUGUGUCUACAGCCAGGAGAGCAUGGAGCUGCUGCAAGGGGCAGCUGGGAGCAAUUCAGUGAACCUCGAGGUGAAAGAACUGCACAGUUUUCUCACCCUACAGGAAGAAAAACAUAAAACACCUCAAGGCCUGGAUGCCGUCUUUAAAUGCAUCAUACCCCAUGAGAAAAGAGAAAUUAUAUUAACAAAGCCCAACGUCGGCUAUUUUGAACUUUACCAGGAUAAGGUGCUACUGUCCCGGCAGAAGAUGCAGAGCAUACCGGCCGUAAAUUUCUACUUUAAAUACAUUACCCAAAGUUUUGUGGGCUCCUAUGAAUGUGUUUACAGAACUGACAGCAACUUCACUAGGAGGAGUCGGCCCAUCUUCUUCUCUUAUGCAGAGUCCUAUCUUCUAGGAAAUAUAAUCCGGCUGAUCUUCACUGGUCUGGCACUCAUUCUAAUGCUUUGCUUCGUGGUUGAAGCUUUCAUAAACGGACUCAAAUAGUGUUGAAAAGAAAAUACUGGGCCACCUCAUUGCUAGAUUUCUGUGUGAUAUCUGUAGACAUUAAAGUAACCUGA